UGCAAUUUUCCGUCUCACUUUCAAAAACUAAUGACCGAUAGUGGUAUGGAACUGCAAACUCGACUGAUGAGCAGAGCGGCACACAGCGAGACUAGUUUUUCUAGAGGAGCGGCCCCUGCUAAGCUGCUUUAGUAAAGAAGGAAAGAAGGAAAAGGAAACUUCAUCAACAAUUGUCGUGAACAUUGAACUUCUAUUUUUUCUGAGAUCGGUCGAUAAUACUAUAUUGCAUAUAAUUUUUCAUUUAUACCCUGCACCCGCCCGCAGUUUGCCCGUCACAAGAAAAACAACAAAAAUACGAAAUGUGUUUGAUGUGAACUUUCUUAAUCAAUAAGCAAACACCGAGUAAAUAUGUAUUGUAUAUAGUUAUUUGGUACUACAAAUAAUAUUGUUGUUAUCGAUAAAUAUACAUACUUAUUUUGAAAAUCUAUCAGUUUUAUUUAUAUUUGUAAAACGAAUGUCACACUCUGUAAUGUCAGUUAUGCUUAGUAAUUACGAAAAAGUGAGGUUAGGAUAACCUCUUCUCCCAGCCCAACCGAAAAGUCCUCAGAAUUAGAGCUCCAAGUCUAUUCUAUUCAUAUCUUUUGUGGGCCGGGUCACGAUUUUUAACGAAUAUCCCCCUUCCCCUUCCCUCUAUUUCCCCCUUGAACUGGUUUAGUGCUCAAUCGAAAACGAACCACUUCCUUUAAUCUAUGAUUUCUGAAAAAAUCAUUUCAAAGUUGUUAUAUUACACCAGAAUUCCAAAAUGGCUCUCCUCGGAGCACAGCUUGUCAUUACUCUGGUAAUGGUGAGCUUUAUACAAAAACUAGGCCCGCAUUUCUCAUUUGCCAGAUGGAUACUUUGCUCAACAGGACUCACCCGAUAUUUAUAUCCUACGGAUCAAGAACUAAGAACAUUGGCUGGAGUACCAAGAGAAAAACCAAAAAAAGGAAGACAACAUAUGGAAAAUGGAAAAUCUACUGAUACAUUUCACAUUCCAAGGAAUCUGGAAGUGACGCUCGAGAGUACAGCAAUUACCUCGCUAGAUGUGAUACACUUAAAAUUUUAUACAGAAUUCCAGUGGUUGUUGGACUUCUCAAUUUAUGCAACUAUCGUUUACACUCUGACAGAGAUAUGGAACAAUUUUUAUCCUAUUGAGGAUGAAAUUAAUUUGAGCAUAUUAUGGUGCGUUUUGGUACUAGGAUUCUCACUGAGGAUGUUGUUCGCUCUAUGGGCACAAUACUUUAGAGGUGAAGAGAGUAUCGGGGAACGAUCGACCUGUAUUGUUACAGGAUUUGCUUAUCUUCUCGUUGCCAUGAUUGUUCUCAUAGUAGAUGAAAAUAAUCUGGAGAUUGGAUUGGACAAGGCUUAUACAAGCUUCAAUCACAGCGCUUCUUUGUUUCUUGUUAAUCAAGGCCUGCCCUCGACGGGUCCAGCAUCUAAAAUUGUAUUAAAGUUCUUCCUGGCUCUGUGGUGUGGCUUGCUUGGUUCGUUGUUCACUUUUCCAGGACUACGACUGGCCAAAAUGCACUGGGACACGGUGAGAUAUUACAAAGACAGAAAGAUUUUUACAUUGCUAGCGAACAUAAGCUUCGCGAUGCCGUUACUGCUGGUUUGUUUGUGGAUUAAACCGAUCAGUAGAGAUUAUUUGACAGUUCGGAUUUUUUCGGGUAUGGAUGGACCCAUAAUGUCACCUGCUACAUUCGAAAGUGCAAGACUCGUGGCUGUGAUUGUGACGGUAUUGCUCAAAUUGGCUCUGAUGCCAACGUAUUUGCAAUCUUAUCUCAACAUUGCUGAACAAAGAUUAGAAAUCCAAAAAAAAGAGGCUGGUCGCAUAACAAAUGUGGAUUUGCAGAAAAAGAUCGCUGCAGUCUUUUACUAUCUCUGCGUCGUGACGUUACAAUUUGUAGCACCUCUCAUGAUCUGUCUUUUUUUUACGCUUAUGUACAAAACGCUUGGUGGAUUCACGUGGAAUGGAGUAGCGUUGGACAUGGACACUUGUUCUGCACAUAGUGCGCGCGCUGUGGAACCAAGCAAUGUACCGGAUACGACAGAAAAGAAUGUUUCCCAAACGGCGGAUGAUAUUCAAAUGGCUUUUGGCUCGUUGAAGCAUAUUUUCACGACAGAAGUUUUCCGGGGUAUACUCGGGCUCGCCACGUGGUGGAGUUGCUUCACGCUUUUCUCAACAAACGCUUUGGGCAUGCUUUAUCAGUCCUAUUUCGCAAACGCAUAAUAAUAUCAGUGUCAUUAGUUGCACAUAUUGUGCAGCUACUGUAAAAACACCAAAGAAUGGCAGCAAAACUUUUGGACACAACAAAAAACAGGCGUAAAUAACAACAAAUUUUUCUGACUCGAACGAAACGCAUAAGAAAUGUUGCCAAAGCCAUUUGUCCAGUCGCACCAUGGUCUAAUUAAGGUAUCCCGUAAAUGCGGUUCGACAUUCACGGCCGAUAUUUUUUAUACGAUUCAUUUGACCAUGAACAUUUUUUCUCGAAUACUCACGAAUUAGUUUCAAGCUUCAACAUUUUUUUACUAAUCUAAUACUGCAAUGUUCGAAACUCAUUGGUCGAUGCUGGAACGAAAAAAAAAUCACCGAAUAACGUCGAUUCUUUUUCCUGUUAAAAUGAUUCCAAAUUUCCGAUGACAAACGUGAAAUCUGUCCGAGCAUACAUGAUAUUUUCAGUCUCUUAUGAUAGUUGUUUUGUUUGCUUGGCUGACCGAAGUCGAUUUUAGAACAAAAUGCGAAAGCGUGAAUUUUAUACGUGCGAAUGAAAAAGAAUGCGAUAUUUGAAAUUAGUACGAAAAAGUGUGGCGAAACGAUUCACAAAAAUUCAAAUCAACUCAUUAUUAAAGGUUUUGAGUUUAUUUUUUUUUCGAUUUUUAGAAUGUUUAGCAGUAGUUUUCACACAGUGUCAUGAAAAUUCAACUUCACAUAACAUAAAAACGUAACGACUGAUUAUAUAAUAUAUAAUAUAUAUAUAUACGAUUAUAUAAAUUUAUAAUGAAGAAUGCGUUGCAGAUUUUAAUAUUUAUAUUCUACCUUUCUGAGUAACAAGUGAUAAGACCAAGUGCUGAAGAAAUCGAAAUACUGUUUUUCACUAUUAUUGCUUACACCACUUUAAAUUCUUGCUCCAAACGAUUGUUAUAGCCUGAUAUUUUCUCCAUAUUUUUGGCUCUCAUUUAUUGCUCAGAUCUCAAUGGCCUCCGGUCCCAAAGUCGUGAAUGUUUCUUCUUGGUCAGUUUCCGGUUGAUAAAACUGGACGAGAAUGAUGAGAUACGUAGUGAUGACACCGAUGAACUGUGAAUUUGUUUGGUUUUUUUUCCACGUAUUAUAUAUCGUUACUAGUACAAAAAAUACCAUUAUCUUUUUGUGAAAAUGUUUUAAAAAAUAAACAUAGAAAAAAUAA
Messenger RNA from Venturia canescens, 3383 nucleotides. RefSeq names its product transmembrane protein 161-like emei (gene emei). Bases 743 to 2209 code for a protein of 488 amino acids. The transcript has 10 exons. NCBI's taxonomy places the organism in Eukaryota, Metazoa, Arthropoda, Insecta, Hymenoptera, Ichneumonidae. The record is from RefSeq and is a predicted model, not a curated record.